UCCCUGACUGUCAUAUAGAACGAUGAGGUAGUUAUGGAAUAAAGAUCCAAAAAGUUUGAAUGAUUUUCGUUUGAAAGCCCUUCCCAUCUUAGUAAUGAAUGCUUUACUAUGCUUUCAAUCACAUUAUUAUUUCCUAGAGUACAAUCCAGAUACUAUUCAUUAGCUAUUGAUUCUCUGAUCUAGAAGAGGGACUAAUAUUAAUAGGAUGACAGGAUGACCUGUAGAGAAAGUAAAAAGUGGGGAACUGUCAUCCUGGAAAGAGAAAUUGAUGCUAAUAAAGCAAAGCUGCACAUUGUGCCUUAGAAAAACAUCAUAGAUUCAAAUGUGUUUUAAAAAGUAAGAGUCAUGCAAAUAUAAAGUGGUAAAACAUCCCCAAAUUAUUAAUGUAUUACAAAUAACAUGCCCAUGUGCAAAUCAGCUUUUGGAAACUUAACGUUCAUUUUCCAUUGCACUCAAUGUUACUCGUCUUUUUAUUCUCAGAACCUGGCACUUAGUAGGUGCUCAGGAAAUGUCUGUUGGAUUGAAAAGGCAGUGGUUUGAUAGUGAAGCCAGCAUAUUUAGGCAUAAUUUCUCUGAUCUGUUUAUCAGUUCCAGUUGUUUGCUACAUGGAAUUGUUCAUAUAUAGAAAAUACUAACCUCUAUUGCUGGACCAUUGUCGAAAACUGUUAAAACCCAAGAGACUGAUAUUGACUCUGAGGCAUUGAAAUUGAGUGAGAAUGUUAUUGAGAAAAAAUCUGAGUGCUUGGAGGUCCAGCAUGGUGAGGACAAGAUCUGCUGUCAGCCAUGUCCUCCUGGCACAAAGAGAGCUACUGAUUGUGCUGCCAAACCAGCCAAUGAGAACAUAACAGUCUGUGUGCCCUGCUCAGAAGGGGUGGAGUACACAGACGAGAAACAUUAUUCUUCUACAUGCAGAAGAUGUAGCAUUUGUGAUGAAGGAGAGGGUCAAGAAGUGGAAAAAAAUUGCACCAGUACCCAGAACACCAAGUGCAAAUGUAAAUCAAACUUUUUUUGUAAUGUUUCUCCAUGUGAACACUGUAACCGUUGCACUACGUGUGAACAUGGGAUCAUUGAGGCUUGCACACCAACCAGUAACACUAAAUGCAAAGAAGGAUCCAGGUCUAACUUACAAUGGUUGUUCGUCCUCCUCCUGAUCCCGGUGAUAAUAGCUGUAGUAAUAUAUUACAGAAAGAAAAUAUGUCCCAGAAAUAAGAAGGAUGGUCACCGUGAACGUGUAGCCUCAACUACUGAAAUGGUACCAAUGAAUCUCCCAGACGUUGACUUGAGUAAAUAUAUUAGUAUGAUUGCUGAACAAAUGGAAAUGAAUCAAGUUAAAGAAUUUGCUAGGAAGAAUGGUAUUGAAGAAGCCAAAAUCGAUGAGAUCGAGCUCAACUAUCCCAACAAUACUGCUGAGAAGAAAGUCCAGUUGCUCCGUUGUUGGUAUCAACGUCAUGGGAAGAAAGGCGCAUAUGACACUUUGAUUAAAAGUCUCAAAAAAGCCAAUCUUUGUGUACUUGCAGAGAAAAUUCAAGAUACAAUCCAGAAGGACAUUGCUAGUGAACAUGAAAAUGCAAACUCCAAUAAUGAAAAUGAAACACAAAUCUUAGUCUAAAGUGAAAAACAACUA
This is a messenger RNA of Ceratotherium simum simum (southern white rhinoceros), 1624 nucleotides long. The record is from RefSeq and is a predicted model, not a curated record. NCBI's taxonomy places the organism in Eukaryota, Metazoa, Chordata, Mammalia, Perissodactyla, Rhinocerotidae.